This is a messenger RNA of Nerophis lumbriciformis (worm pipefish), 1470 nucleotides long. Lineage: Eukaryota; Metazoa; Chordata; Actinopteri; Syngnathiformes; Syngnathidae. The record is from RefSeq and is a predicted model, not a curated record.
CCAAAACUGGACAGAUCAGCUUUCAGGAAAAGAGAGCGGAUGAGGCUAGCUAGCAGCUAGCUGCUAAGCUAACGAAGCUAGCGCGGAGAAAGGCGUCGCCGGGCGCCGGUCAGAAGGAGUCUACUCCUGCACACCGUGACCAGGACUUCUCGGAAGACAGCAGGAACUUCACUCGGUGACAGAAAACACCGUGAGUAUGGCUUCCUGCGCGUCUUGCACCUUACUCACGGAGAGGCUGGCUCUGCUAGAGGGCCGUGUCCGCCAGUUAGAGCAGAGUAAUCUCGUAACUUUAGAUGUUGCGGACACAUCUGCUAGCGUUAGCUGUAGCGAGCUAACUAGCCCAGCCUGUAGCAGUCCUAAGCGGCCUACAAGCUACGGUGUACCUGUUGAGACGCAUAAUAGAUUUAGCUCUUUAGCUAGUCCUACACCCCAGUCUACCGGGCACCACACCUUAGUCAUAGGGGACUCCAUCACCCGAAACAUAAAGCUUAGCAAACCAGCCACAAUUAAGUGCAUCCCGGGGGCCCGAGCACCUGACAUUGAGGCUAAUCUUAGGGAGCUAACUCGCAACAGGCCUAGUAAACACGUACGACAGGCUAAUCGCACCACUAGUUAUGCGAAUAUAGUUGUACGCGUUGGCUCCAAUGACACUAGAAUGAGACAGUCAGAGAUUACAAAGAGAAACAUAGCCAGGACUUGUGAUCUCGCUAGAAAGAUGUCCAGGCAUCGAGUAAUUGUCUCUGGCCCCCUGCCUGCGAGAGGCAAUGAUGAGAGAUAUAGCAGAUUAGUCUCGCUUAACAAGUGGCUGGCUAGCUUCUGUAGACAACAGGGACUAACGUUUAUUGAUAAUUGGCCCUCUUUCUGGGGCAAACCAGGCUUGCUGAUGAGGGACGGCCUUCACCCUAACCAGGAAGGCGCCAUCAUCCUGUCUAAGAAUAUAGACUACUGUUUAAGUCACAUUUGACUAACUACACUAGAGCAAGCCCGGCCACAGGCAAUUACAGAGCCUGCUAGUCCGGGUGAGGAGUCAGUUAAGCUAGAACUAGCCAGCACCAGGCUGGAUAAUUCCUGUACGCAUAGCAAUUUUCUUAGAAUAACACACAACUCACAUAAUGUGUUUUCUGUUGUGAAUGUGUCCGGGGUAGAUAUGCAUUCUACUGAGGUGGCAAAUCAUGAUGCGUUCAGUCGAUCGCAGCAUCAAGCAAACAAUCUGAAAAUUCCCGUCGUAUCAAUCCCUAGAUAUGGUCGAAACUAUUUAAAGUACACUACGUAUAAUAAACGCAACAUUAUUAAUAUUUCUACUACGGAUAAUUUAAACAAAAACUCGUCAAAACAGCCCAAUACUCAUAAUAUGGGCUUUUUAGACAUAAGAUCAUUGUCUCCCAAAACGUUAUUAGUUAAUGAGGUCAUUAGAGACAACAAUCUUAACGUCAUUGGUCUUAGCGAAACCUGGCUCAAACCAGACGAAUC